Molecule: messenger RNA, 1632 nt
Organism: Ilex paraguariensis (yerba mate)
Lineage: Eukaryota; Viridiplantae; Streptophyta; Magnoliopsida; Aquifoliales; Aquifoliaceae
Source: the annotation of a GenBank genome assembly
GGCAAAUUAAAAAAGAAAAAUAAAUUUCUACAUUCAGACCGAUCUCGCACGUCUCUCUCUCUCUCUUGCUCGCAAUCUACGAGACUUGAAUUAUACAUUCGGGAACAAAACUUUUGCUUUCUUCAAACUAGAGAAUCCCAUAUUUGCUUCAAAAGUGGAUCAUGGAAUUGGUUUGUGCCUAGUGCAUGACCUUUUGAGUUGAGCAAUUAAUACCGCGAUGGGCCGAAGUGGUGUUUUCAAAAGAUCAAAUGGUGGUGCCAGGCUUAUUAUAGCAACUGUCAUGGGGAUGGUGUUUGGAUAUUUUGUUGGUGUUUCAUUUCCAACGGUUUCUCUUACUAAGAUUAACUUAUCUUCAAGCCUUAUGUCAUCUUUUGACUCAGCCUUCUACGACGAUCAUCAUAAAAAUAUUGGACGUAGCUUUCCCGAAAAUCUUGGUUCGGGUAGCACCCCUACAACACCGAAGAUUUAUGUUCCAACAAAUCCUCGGGGUGCAGAGUCAUUACCACCAGGAAUUUUAGUCUCAGAAACUGAUUUUUACUUACGAAGAUUAUGGGGGGAACCAAGUGAGGAUCUGAAAAAGAAGCCAAAGUACUUGGUAACUUUCACUGUUGGUUUGGAUCAGAAGAAUAAUAUUGAUGCAGCAGUUAAAAAGUUCUCUGAGGAUUUUCAAAUUUUGCUUUUUCAUUACGAUAAUCAGACAAGUGAAUGGGAUCAAUUUGAGUGGUCAAAGCGUGCAGUUCAUGUCAGUAUAAGGAGACAAACAAAAUGGUGGUAUGCAAAGAGGUUUUUGCAUCCUGAUGUUGUAGCAGCAUAUGAUUACAUUUUCAUUUGGGAUGAAGAUCUUGGAGUUGAACACUUCAACGCUGAGAAGUAUAUUCAACUAGUUCGGAAACAUGGUCUGGAGAUUUCUCAACCAGGGCUUGAACCCAAUAAUGGACUGACUUGGCAAAUGACAAAGAGGAGAGGGGACAGAGAAGUUCACAAGGAUACAGAUGAGAAACCAGGCUGGUGCAGUGAUCCACAUUUGCCUCCCUGUGCUGCAUUUGUAGAAAUUAUGGCCCCUGUAUUUUCUCGGGAAGCUUGGCGGUGUGUGUGGCAUAUGAUUCAGAAUGAUUUGGUUCAUGGAUGGGGUCUUGAUUUUGCCCUCAGAAGAUGUGUAGAGCCUGCACAUGAGAAAAUCGGUGUGGUGGAUUCGCAAUGGGUUAUUCAUCAAGUAAUCCCUUCUCUUGGCAGUCAGGGUCAAUCUGAAAAUGGUAAAUCUCCAUGGCAAGGGGUAAGAGAGAGGUGCAGAAGUGAGUGGGCUCAAUUUCAAGACCGCCUUACAAAUGCAGAUAAGGCAUAUUUUGCGCAGAUUGGAAGAGGUUGAUUUUGAGAUGAUCACAGCCCCAUCUUGUACAGAUAAGGCAUAUCAUCCCUAUGUUUUUCUUCUUCAUUUCCAUUCUUUCAACCCUGGGUUGCUGCAUUUUAGUGCCCGAUUAUUCGAUGAGAUGUUUUAUUCUAUUCAGUAGGGAUGAUAACCACAGAUUCUGUAGUUACUGACCACCAGACAAUGGAAGAGAAUUUUACCUUUUUGUGCAUAAAUAUAUUGAGUUUAGAUUCAUUUAUUAUGUACUUUCCCCUGCCUUUUUUUUU